This is a messenger RNA of Carassius auratus (goldfish), 1364 nucleotides long. Its product is annotated as zinc finger MYND domain-containing protein 10-like. Gene Ontology annotation, cellular component: cytoplasm; centriolar satellite. The coding region runs from base 1 to 1347 and encodes 448 amino acids. The transcript is spliced from 12 exons. Lineage: Eukaryota; Metazoa; Chordata; Actinopteri; Cypriniformes; Cyprinidae. Gene Ontology annotation, biological process: inner dynein arm assembly; outer dynein arm assembly; motile cilium assembly. The record is from RefSeq and is a predicted model, not a curated record.
AUGGAUUCAGUUCUUCUGCACGGAGAAGCCGAAGGUUAUAUUCAGAGUCUGGAGAAGAUGGCAUUGCGAGACAUCGGAAGCCAAAGGUGGUUUCGCCAGCAUGAGUACAUCGAGAAGCUGAAUAUGCAAGCUAUUCUGAAUGCCAGUGCCAAUCAGGAGGAAUUCAUAAAAGACCUCUUUGUUUCUCUUGGAAAGAUACCCACACUGGUGCAUGCAAUGAUACUCACAGAAAUCUGGAAACAUAAAGUGUUUCCCAUAAUUUGCAAACUCCAGGACUUUAAUACAAAAAGCACAUUUCUUCUCUACAUGGUGAUCCACCAUGAAGCUACCAUCAUAAACCUGCUGGAAACAAUCAUGUACCACAAGGAGUCCAGCGAGGCUGCUGGUGAUAGUGUACUUGAUUUACUGGAUUACUGUCAUCGUAAACUCACACUCCUGGCAGGACGCUCUGUUUCUGGACAGAUCCUGACGGAGGACCGAGUUACACACACACAGCAGUCAGACACAACAUCUUUACAAGACCUGCAAAGACAAAGUGACAUGUUAGAGUUUGAAAUCUCUGUCAAGGCUCUGUCAGUAUUGUGCUCCAUCACCGAUCACAUUGAGAGUUUGAGUGUGAGUGUGCUCUCGAGGAUGCUGUGCACUCAUAAUAUGCCCUGUGUGCUGGUACAAUUGGUGGAAAAUUGCCCCUGGAACAGAGGAACACUGGAGAAAUACACCGAGGGGAAGUGGAGACCCGUCCUGCCUGAAGAUCAGCUAAAGCUGAGUAAACACGACGGCCAGGUGUGGAUGGCUUUACUGAACCUGCUCCUCAAACCAGACUGCCAGAGGAAAUACGAUUUCAAUAGCUUUAACAAAACACAGCUCUUAAAGCUUCGAGGGUUUCUGACAGACGUUGUUAUAGAUCAGCUACCGAAUCUACUUGAUCUCAGGCAUUUUCUCAGUCAUCUCGCUCUCACAGAUCCAGCGGCCCCUAAAAAAGAUCUCAUCUUGGAGCAGGUGCCAGAGAUAUGGAAUGAUAUUGUAACGGAGAAUAGCAGCAAGUGGAAAGCCAUUGCUAAACACCAAGUGACACAUGUUUUCAACCCCUCUGAAAGUGAAUUAAGAGAGCAAGCUAGCAGGUUGGCUCAAACAUAUAAUCUAGAUGUGAUGGAGAAUCUAAUCCCAGAGAAACCCAAGUGUGGAGCAUGUGGAAGAGUGGGCGCUAAACGCUGCUCCCGCUGUCAGGGAGAGUGGUAUUGCAACAGAGAGUGUCAGGUGAAACACUGGCCCAAACACAAGCCUGCAUGCAAACUCAUGGCAGAGGCCAUAGAAAAACCUCAGGAGGAACUGAACAUCAGCAGCUGAAGUACAUCUGGGAGAGA